This is a messenger RNA of Anopheles gambiae (African malaria mosquito), 1136 nucleotides long. Its product is annotated as ubiquinol-cytochrome-c reductase complex assembly factor 2. Gene Ontology annotation, cellular component: mitochondrial matrix. NCBI's taxonomy places the organism in Eukaryota, Metazoa, Arthropoda, Insecta, Diptera, Culicidae. Bases 1 to 312 code for a protein of 103 amino acids. The record is from RefSeq and is a predicted model, not a curated record. Gene Ontology annotation, biological process: mitochondrial respiratory chain complex III assembly. The transcript has a single exon.
AUGUCCCAGCACUACAAGAACUUCCUGAGCCUUUUGGAACGGUGGCCGGUCGACAAGAGUAAGGUGGGCCGCGACUUGGGACAGUAUCUGCGCGAUCAGCUGACGGUCGUGCUGGGCUCCUCGAACAUUGUCGCCGUCAAGGACGAUCGUCUUCAGCGGCAGUUCCACUCGCUGGAAAAUAUUGUCAACGACGUACACGCGAACCGGUACCCGCGCACCCUUAAAUCGACCGCCACCGGGCUGACCGGGGAACAGUGCCGUGAAGUGUUGUCCACCGAGUUCCUAGAGAUUAUACAGAAGAAGAAAGAAUAGACGGGGGGUGCACGAUGGUGUGGCACGGUUUAGGAGGGGCAGUGGCAGUAGUAGCGAUAGUAGGACGAACUAGUUUAGGUAGAGCAAAGGGCAUCGCGCGAAGAUGCUACUCGGCGGUAGCAACCGGUGCCAAAGCGCCCCUUCACCGGGCCGUGAUGGCAACGGAAACGGUAAAGUUUUUUGAGCCACAGCGCGACCAGGUGUUUAUCGAUAUGACGUUCGGUGCGGGCGGUCACACGCGUGCCCUGCUCGAGGCCGCACCCGGCUCGACGGUGGUCGCCCUCGACCGUGAUCCACUCGCGCACCGGUUGGCGUGUGAAAUGGCGGCGCAGUUUCCCGGCCGCAUCGUACCGCUGUUGGGUCGAUUUUCCGAACUUCCGGCCCUGUUGCGCACGGUCGAGGGGCUUGAUCGGCAGCGGCAUUUCGACGGUGUGCUGUUCGACUUCGGCUGCUCCUCGAUGCAGUUCGAUGAAGCGGCCCGUGGCUUUUCCAUCUCGCACGAUGGGCCGCUCGAUAUGCGCAUGGACCGGGACCGCUGUCCCGAGCAGCUGUCCGCGGCCGAGGUGCUCGCACGCAUCCAGGAACCGGAUCUCGUGCGCAUCCUCAAGGUGUACGGGGAGGAAAAGCAGGCGAAAAAGAUUGCCCGCGCGAUCGUGAAUGCACGGUUCACGGUGAAGCGCAUCGAAACGACGGCCGAGCUGGCGAACAUUGUGGCGCACUGUCUGAGCCAGGGCGAGUCGGCCGGCGGGCAGGGUACGUACGACUUCCGCCAGGACAAACUGCGCCGGCCAGCGCACGUGGCGACGAAAACGUUCCAAGCGCUG